AUGGUGAAAAGAAGUCGUUUAUCAGAUUCAGAGAUUGAGAAACUGCUUUUAGAAAGUGACGAUAAUUUCAGUGACAGUUCUGAAAGUUUUCAUGAUACAGAUGUUGAGGCUAGUGAAAGUGACUUCGAUUCAGAAAAAUCUGACGAUGAGACACUACUGCAGCAGACGGUACCUAGUGAAUUUCUGUGUGCUAGUUCAGUUCGUAUUCAAUAUUUGUUCAGUGGUAAUAGUGGUACAGUUGUUCCUCUAAAACAAAACGAUGUGAUGAGUUGUUUUAUGUGUUUUGUGGAUGAUGCUUUGUGCACAAUGAAAGCUGAACAGACGAACUUAUAUGCAGAACAGCUCAUAGCUUCUCAUCCCAAUUUAGCAGCACGCUCCAGGGUUCACAGUUGGCAGAAUACUACAUGCAAUGAGGUAAAAACACUUAUUGGAAUGCUUGUACUUCAAGGAAUUCUUCACAAACCAGACCACAAAAUGUACUUUUCAAAGAGGGAAUCAGUUGACACACCUUUCUUCAGGAAAGUGAUGAGUGAAAAGUGGUUUCAUCUUCUAUUGAAAUUCCUUGACUUUGCUGACAAUACCUCAUAUGAUUCACUAGGUACUAUCAGCAGAAAGCUAUUCAAAAUUCACCCCAUUAUGGAGCAUUUGUGGCGUAAAUUCAGAUCAGUGUACAUGCCAGAAAGGAACAACACCAUUGACGAAUCGUUGUUGCUCUGGAACGGACGGCUUGGAUGGAAGCAGUAUAUUCCAUCAAAGCGUAGCAGAUUCGGCCUCAAAUUGUACGAACUCUGUGAAAGCAGUUCCGGCCACUAUCCAGAUAAAAAAAUAGCCUCUCGAAUUGUUUUGGAGCUUGCACAUGAUCUACUCAGGAAAGGCCACUGUAUUUAUCUUGACAACUGGUACACCAGUACAGAUUUGGUGGACAAACUAACCAGCAAUAACACUGAUGUUUAUGGAACCAGCAUAAAAGCAAUACAGUCAGUUACUCAUUUGUAA
Schistocerca piceifrons (Central American locust) is the source of this 996-nucleotide messenger RNA. RefSeq names its product piggyBac transposable element-derived protein 4-like. The coding region runs from base 1 to 996 and encodes 331 amino acids. The transcript has 3 exons. The record is from RefSeq and is a predicted model, not a curated record. Lineage: Eukaryota; Metazoa; Arthropoda; Insecta; Orthoptera; Acrididae.